AUGCCUGCAAACAGGUUUGAACCCUCGUCAAUCAAAAAUAAGCUGAAACGAGAAGAAGUUGCUCGCAAGGCAAAGAAAGGGAAACGACAGGAGAAGCUUCAGAGGAGGUUGGCAAGAGCAAAAGUUGAAGCUAACGACCCGUUGGCUAAGAAAAAACGGCUAGCAGAAAAUGUCCCUAGGACUCUGGAUAACACGAGAGAAUUUGACCCUUCGAUAUUAACCGCUGCUCCGUCAAGCCAACCUGACCCUCCUCUUGAACAAACCGCAUCGGAUUCUGGCCAGCAACCUGCCGACGAGUCAGCUCUCGAUAUUUCCUCUGACCCCUUUGCGUCGUAUUUUGCUUCGGCCUUCGACUCUGACCCGUCAGUCGCACCGAAAGUGCUCAUCACCACUUCGUUCAAAUCAUCAAAAUUAACUUACGAUUUUUGCGACGAGCUUGUGAAUGUCGUUCCUGGAGCUGAGUUCAUAAGACGGAAGAAGGGAAAGGGAUUUGAGAUUGGGAAUAUUGCGGCAUGGGCUGCUGGGAGGGGUUAUUCUAAUAUGGUUGUGGUGAAUGAGGAUAUGAAGAAGCCUAAUGCUAUCACACUUAUACACCUUCCCGAAGGUCCUUCCUCCUAUUUCAGACUAUCGUCGAUCCAGCUCACGAAGCAAAUUAGUGGCCAUGCACGUUCGACGGAUCAUUUUCCUGAACUGGUCCUCAAUAAUUUUGUUACCCGACUAGGACAUACAGUUGGUCGGAUGUUUCAGACACUGUUUCCUCCUAUGCCAGAAUUUCAAGGGAGGCAAGUGGUGACAUUGCACAAUCAGAGGGAUUUUCUAUUCUUUCGGCGACAUAGAUAUGCAUUCCGGUCUACCGAAAAAGCAGCUUUGCAGGAAAUCGGACCGAGAUUUACGUUGAAGUUGAGGUGGAUGAAGAAGGGAAUACCGGCCGUGCAGGCAUUAGGUCAACCUUUGAAGCCACUGGAACUCGCUCCUGACGAAGGUGGAGAUACCGAGAAACUCAAUGACGCUAGCGGGGCCGAAGUCGCCGUUCCUGACAAUUCAGAGGAGACGGCUGCGCAUGAAGACGAGGAAACAAGUGAAACUGAGUCGCAUACUGAAGCGAAGAAGAAAAUUGUGCCACCUACGAAGGACGAAUACAUCUGGAUGUGGAAGCCUGAGCUCGAGACGUCAAGACGGACAUUUUUCCUAUAGGCAUUUGCGUAUCGUAUUAUCUGUGGACCUCGCAAUUAUAUUUAAGUAAAUUAGAUAAAAACUUAGAAAAUACACAUUUGAAUUUUU
Molecule: messenger RNA, 1281 nt
Organism: Fomitiporia mediterranea MF3/22
Lineage: Eukaryota; Fungi; Basidiomycota; Agaricomycetes; Hymenochaetales; Hymenochaetaceae
Product: Brix-domain-containing protein
Exons: 6
Coding region: 1-1194 (397 amino acids)
Biological process (GO): maturation of 5.8S rRNA; maturation of LSU-rRNA
Cellular component (GO): nucleolus; preribosome, large subunit precursor
Molecular function (GO): rRNA primary transcript binding
Source: RefSeq, a predicted model, not a curated record